Messenger RNA from Pseudomyrmex gracilis, 1804 nucleotides. It is a transcript of the gene Mst98Cb, whose product is annotated as keratin-associated protein 5-5. The coding region runs from base 196 to 1368 and encodes 390 amino acids. The transcript has 5 exons. Lineage: Eukaryota; Metazoa; Arthropoda; Insecta; Hymenoptera; Formicidae. The record is from RefSeq and is a predicted model, not a curated record.
AUCUUUUCGUCACCCGUCAAAUCGCAACGGUGAAGAAAAUCAACGAAAAAAAAACAGAUUGUUCACAAAAAUGUAAACCCAAGUUGCGCCAAUAUUUUUUGUCGUUUUGUAGUAUCCAUUUAAGAUCGUAAAUGGCAUACCCGCGCGAAGUUGUAACUCCGUCAAACUCGAGUCUCUUCCGGAAGAGAAAUCAAUAUGUCCUACUGCAAUAAAACUGACAACAAGAAACUAUCUUACGGCAUCGGUUGUUACAAUCACGGUCGUGCAACGGACGGUUGUUCAACAAAAUUCAUAUCUUCGUGCAAUUGCCGAAGUAACGCGGGAUGUCUGGAUCGCAGUGAUUGCGGUGGUUUGCGGUCCGCCGGGAGUCCCGUCGCGUGUUCCGGACCGUGUCAGUGCGCCGAAGAGGAGAUCUGGAACAGCAACGCGCCACCAAGACCGAACUGCCGAUGGUUGAGUAAUUUCGUCGAGUUGCGUCGUCAGUGGAGCAAUCACAGCCGCCAGCAGCCUGCGUGCUGCAGCUGCAAACGAUCGUGCAGAACUCUCGCUCCGUGCCGGUCUCCAUGUUCUCCACCGACGCCCCCGACGUGUUCCGGUGCUAUUUUAGCUGCGUCGGACUGUCAGAAAUGCUGCCGUCGUUUGUCGGGUGGGGCAAGCACAUCGAAAAUGGCACCGGUAGAUAAAUCGUCGUCACCGAAUCGACCUUUGAAACGGGAAGCGGGCGGUGGUGGUUGUUCGCUGUCUUGCCGCAACCAUCCGUCGACUCGCUGUAAUUCUCCUAACGCGGAUUGCUCGUCGACCGCCUCGUCGUUAUGUUGCCCUUCCCAAUGCGGCAGGUACUCCACACCACCUUCGUCGUCCAAGUAUCAAUCAUGUGUAUCACCUUUGAGGUCCGUUCUGAAGAAACGCAACUGUUGCCGUAGCAACACGGGCCAAUGUCUGUGUCAGCCGAUGCCGCGCGAUUGCAACUGUCCGCCGCCGAUUCAAGUGGACGCUCGCGCCGCUCGCGAAUGCACCUGCGAACGUCCGUCGUCCAGUAGUUCGGAAUGCGCGUGUCCACCUAGCGAGCGAAGAUUCCCGAAGACGACGAUCAAGUGUCCGAACGCGCGUUGUUCCUUUCCGAAACAAAUCCUGUCAAGUUCGAAAUACUGCUGCGCGCGAUGUCAACCCUGUUGUUGUUCAUCGCAAUCCUGCGAGCCGUGCACGUCUUCAGCUAAGCGCCGAACACCUGUUCAGCCGAAGAUGAUCUCUUGCCGGUCUUGUUCGCCGCAAUCGUCCUGUUCAUCUUGUCGCCCGUUGUCGACGCCUUGCGGAAAACUGACCACUUGCAGCCGACCCUCUUCGUCUUGUAGAACAGGACCAAUGUGACAGGUGGGUGCGUCCGGUAGGUGUCAGCUGUACAUCAUCGAGGAGAACGUUGAGUACGCAAACACAGGAAGGGAAGAACGGAAGUUGCUACGUCGUGUUGACUAAUCUCGGUAGCGUCGGAUAUUCCAUUCUCACAUCAGGUCCUCUGACAUUAAUAUUCUUCGCGUUAGUGAUCCUCGUCGUCAUUACCUGGCCCUCCGGUUUAACAUUUUACCGCCGUUGCUCGUCACGCAACAGAGGUUGCUGGAAGUAUUUGCGAUCGUACAAAUAUUUAUAAAAUAUACUGGACGCAAUGUUGAACACAGAAUUUAUAGAAUCAAUCUGAAACUUGUACGAAACUUCUCAAAACUAUUAAACCGCAAGUUAAUUUAAAUGGAAACCAAUCACACACACACACACACACACACGUGUACGCGCGCACACGUUGUUUGAAAUU